Emericellopsis atlantica is the source of this 734-nucleotide messenger RNA. RefSeq lists its product as uncharacterized. The record is from RefSeq and is a predicted model, not a curated record. Gene Ontology annotation, biological process: endosome transport via multivesicular body sorting pathway. Gene Ontology annotation, molecular function: ubiquitin protein ligase binding. Gene Ontology annotation, cellular component: fungal-type vacuole membrane; fungal-type vacuole lumen. The coding region runs from base 35 to 466 and encodes 143 amino acids. Lineage: Eukaryota; Fungi; Ascomycota; Sordariomycetes; Hypocreales; Bionectriaceae. The transcript is spliced from 2 exons.
UCGGCCUCCGUAAACACUCUUCUUUCCAUCCACCAUGUGCUCAACCGAUAUCUUCCUCGGCGUCCUGGCCGUUCUCUUCCCCCCACUGCCCGUCUGGGUCAAGCGUGGCAUCUGCAGCGCAGACUCUGUCAUCAACGUCCUCUUGUCUAUCCUCGGGUACCUCCCUGGCCUGAUCCACGCCAUCUACAUCAUUGCGAAGUACCCCGACGAGGAUAUGGCUGAUUACGACUACGAGUCACUCCCUCAACGUGGCCGCGGCGGCCAGCGCCACAUAAUCUACGUUGUCGAUGGCUCGCAGCGCCCCCAGCAGUCUGGGUACGGCACGCAGGGACCGCCCAAGGCUCAGCCCCAGCCCCAGCACCAAGGCGUUGAGGCGGGCGGCAGCUCAUCCCAGGGCGACCACGGCGUGCCACCGUCGUAUGCGGACGUUGUUGCUGGCGACAACAAGGUGCAAACACACGACUGAACGGGAGUGUUGGGAUUGGUGGCACUGAGGAAAACCUCCAGUUCACUCGUCACUGACAGGACUUGAUUGACGAACAAGGAUUUGGGAACAAAGUCCUGUGAUAACUGUCGCUACUGGUGCAGUACAUUGUAUUUUAUGAUUCUUUAACAUUAAGCUUAGCACAAAUAAUAGGAAUGGUCAGGAAACGACCUGGGUUAAUUGAUCUUGGUCAUUUCGCUACUCUCGUCGACGAACGUUGUCUCACUCCUCAGCAACAGCUUCGAGCUGC